Molecule: messenger RNA, 2374 nt
Organism: Folsomia candida
Lineage: Eukaryota; Metazoa; Arthropoda; Collembola; Entomobryomorpha; Isotomidae
Product: glycoprotein-N-acetylgalactosamine 3-beta-galactosyltransferase 1
Exons: 7
Coding region: 531-1685 (384 amino acids)
Cellular component (GO): membrane
Molecular function (GO): N-acetylgalactosaminide beta-1,3-galactosyltransferase activity
Source: RefSeq, a predicted model, not a curated record
UCAAAUGCAGUUUUCAAUUAAAGGCCUUGACUGGUCUAGUGGCUGACCGGUAGGGAUCAUUUCAGCGCCGGAAGUAAAUACGUAAUACCAAAUUUAUUAAAUUGUCGUGAAAGGCUGACUAUAAACGAGGGUAUUUUAAGCGUAGAAAAUUAUUUUUACUAAUGCCGCAUUGUGACAGUGUUAUUACUGGCCUCUGUUUCGCUCAAGUGAUCUUCUGACAUUUGUCCACCACAUCUUGUGAAGUGUGCUACUUAUAAUAAUAACAAACUUAAUUCCUCACCUUGUACCAAUAUCCAAGCUAUCCAAUAUCCAAUUAUCCUUGAAUGAUUCGCGCCCUCCAACCUCGAAAUAUCCGUUAUCCGGGCCAACAUCUCGUCCUCCAACCUCCAAUAUCCAUGAAAAAUUUUCGCCCUCCAACCUCCAUGAAAAAUUUUGGCCCUCCAACCUCCAAUAUCCAUGAUACCCGCCGAACUCUGCAUCGUGGACGGUCACAAAAUUGAGGCUUGCCAACCAUACUAGUCUCCUUAACCAUGCUGACUGGACGACGCGAGCGAAGUUUUCUGCCAAUAAUUCUGUCAAUGGGAAUUUUAUUUGUGUUUGGAUUCGUCUAUGUGCUAAAUUUUAGUGCAUACUCUUCCUACCCGAGCAACAUACUAGAGUACAGAUUGUCGAGUCUAACCGGGCUUGAUGUCAAUGACCGUAAUGAAACUGAUGCCCAUGGGUCCAUGACCGAUGCCGGACCUCGUAGCGAAGUUUCUCGCAAUUUAUCUUACAACGAAAUGUACAAUGAAGAAGCACAUCGCUUGUCCAAGAAGGUAAAAGUUCUAUGUUGGAUUAUGACAAAUCCAGUAAAUCACGAGACAAAGGCGGUCCACGUGCAGCGAACCUGGGGAAAAAGAUGUGACAAACUUCUAUUUAUGAGUUCUACAGCAGAUCCAAAACUACCAAGCAUUGCACUUCCAAACGUCAAAGAAGGACGAGAUUUUUUGUGGGCAAAAACGAAGGAAGCUUUCAAAUAUGUAUAUAAACAUCAUUUUGGUGACGCCGAUUGGUUCAUGAAGGCCGACGAUGACACGUACGUCAUUAUGGAAAAUCUUCGCUUCCUCUUGAGAGACAUUGAUCCUCAAUAUCCCAUUUAUUUUGGGUGCAAGUUUAAACCUCAUGUUAAACAGGGUUAUAUGAGUGGUGGGGCAGGGUAUGUUCUUAGCAAGGAAGCUCUCAGAAGAUUUGUUGAGGAUGCUCUUCCAAAUGGUGCUAAAUGCAGAAUGGAUCACAAAGGCUCCGAGGAUGUAGAAAUGGGAAAAUGUAUGGUGAACGUGGGCGUGGAAGCUGGAGAUUCCCGAGAUCAUUUAGGCCGCUAUCGUUUCCUACCCUUUCUUCCAGAGCGUUAUAUUGGUCAUACUCCUGCUAACGAAUCUCAUGGGCACUGGGAGUAUAUGUACUAUCCUCAGGAAGAGGGUCUGGGCUGCUGCAGUGAUACUGCAAUCUCAUUCCAUUACGUUAAUCCGAAUCAGAUGUAUGUAUUCGGUGAGAAUAAAGUCAAACAAUUUUUAUUGUCUAGUGUUUUACAUGCAAUUCGAAAGUGGAUGCGGCUAAACUCAGAUUUCGAUGGGACCACGUUCUAUUUUCUCUACGACAAGAAACAGACCUGCAUUUUUGUAGUUUUGUUUUACCUUAACCUGUAGCGUAAGUUUGAAAACAUUUUUAACCAAUUGGUUUUCGAAGCCCUGUGUAAACAAUCAGCCGUUUCAAAGUUUUUUAGUUUAUAAAAUUGUGUACUACGUUUUAAAUUUUGGAACACAAUUUCAAAAACACAUUUAAAAAUGUUUACAAAGGUUGACUGUUCGAUUAAAAAAAACAUAUUUACAAAUCUCUAGACGAGAAUUUUUCCAGUUUGGCUGAAAAAUAUUUAAAUAUAAAAACAUGCGAGUGACAAUUAUUUUGUAGCUGAGUAAAUAAAAUUUGGUCGGGUAGAAAUCUGAACUACGCCGAAACACAUUUGCAUGGUUGUUACUGUUUUGAAAUGCUAAUUUUCGUUAAGUUAUAUUUUCAGAGUAUUUAAUUUAUCAUGUGAGGCCAUUUGGGAUCGCAACGCAUUUCCAUGAUCCCACAGAAGAUAUCAAUGAACCGGAUAGUAGCACAACUUCCCUUCAUGCAGUCAAAUAAUUGAAAGCUAUCUAAUCCAUCAAACGAAUGCAGCAGAAUAAUUGUCAAACCAUAAUUUAUUAUUUUCCAUCCAGUAAUAGUGAAAUUACAUAUACUUACAUGAUAAUGUUUAAGUCCUUUUACAAUUUUCUAAAUGAUGAUGAUAAUAAUAAUACUUACGAAUACAAUGUAUGUUCCAAUGAAUAAACAAAAUGUAUGAGCAAAUGCA